Molecule: messenger RNA, 342 nt
Organism: Didymodactylos carnosus
Lineage: Eukaryota; Metazoa; Rotifera; Eurotatoria; Philodinida; Philodinidae
Source: the annotation of a GenBank genome assembly
AUGCCGUAUCAAACGAUGGUAAAUAGUUUUUACACAAAAUUAAUAGGUGGAAGUUGUUCAACGGCCUAUUUUGGAAGUCGAGGUCAAUGUUGUGCCAAAUAUACCUCGUCACCAUUUUGCUGUGCUUAUGAUGCUACGUGUGGCACUUACGGUUUAUGUUAUACGUAUAAAUAUUCGUAUCGUUUAACAACAUGGGCUUAUAUUGGAAUUGUAUGCGGUAGUUUAGUGUUUGUUGCGAUUAUUAUUGCUAUUAUUGCAGUCUGCAAACGUCAGCAAAACAGAAGUCGUUUACAACAGUUACCUGCUUAUUAUGUUGCGUCACCUCCACCUUAUCCACACUAA